AUGACAAUGUCAGGCUAUAGUUUAUACAAAAGAAUUAUUGUAGUGUCUUCAUUACUCUUCAGCCUCUUCUCAUCUUGCUAUGCUGCUGUUACGGUCAACUCUUCAGAGCUGUAUCUCUCGGCAGACUUCGACAUUACCUCGACUGUUCAAACCAGGAACUACAGGUGGACUCUGAGUGAGUGUCUUACUGAGACUGCGAUUGAAAGUAAUGAAACGGCGGCUCCAGAUGGAUACACCAGAAAUAUGCUUGUAAUAAAUUCUCAGCUAUAUUCCUCAUCAGGUCGCAAUGUUUUUGAGCUGAGAGCUGACAGAAUAUCUAAAACUAUCACCCUCUUGGCGUUGCAGGAAGGGGAUACAAUUAAUAUCGUAGUAACUAAUACCUUGAGUGGCUCUGUUUCUAUCCAUUGGCACGGCCUUUACCAAAAAGGCACGGCAUGGAUGGAUGGUGUUACAGGUGUGACCCAGUGCCCAAUUCCAGCUGGUAGCACUUUUACGUAUACAUUUACCAUCAGCGGACAAUAUGGCACAUUCUGGUAUCAUGCGCACUCUCAGAACUACGCCGCGGACGGCGUGGCCGGGCCGCUCAUUGUUCAUAGCGUGAAUGAUCCGUUAGUAAGAGGAGUUGACUAUGAUCAAGAUGUGGUACUGUUCAUCAACGAUUGGUAUCAUAACUUGAGCGCCCUAAUUUUGGAUGGGCAACUUUCACCCGAAGGUUACCUGGGUUCAGUUGCAGCACCAUCUCCUAAUUCGGCUUUGAUCAAUGGUAUCGGAUAUUUCGAUUGCACGAAUGCCAAUCCUGGGUCAACUUGUACAACCCCAACAAAGUAUUUGACAUUUGAUCUUCAUGCUGGUCGGAAAACUAGACUUUGCCUCAUAGAAGGUGGAAGUCAUGCUCUUUUUCGAGUAUCUGUUGAUCAGCAUACACUCAAUGUGACAGAGGCAGAUGCAACUGGAGUGGCCGGACCAACAGCGGUUCAUCGGGUUCCUUUUCAUAAUGGAGAGAGGUACAGUGCAAUUCUUGAUUUAAGCGAUGAUACCGUUGGAAGUACUUUCUAUCUUAGAGCAGCCAUGGACACCAAUUGCUUCGCUUGGCUUGCACCUGGAAUGGAUGGACAGGCAGCAACCGCUCGAGCGAUCAUCAGAGUAGUCGAUGCUGCAGCCACUGCUUAUAAUACAACAGUGACCACUCCAACUUCCACUGAUUGGUCCGAUAGUGUUUCUGGAGAUUGUCUUGACCUAGAUCCUGACACUUUAGUACCAUUAGUCCCAGAAGACGCAUGCACAAAUGUUUUGGGACGCGUAUUCUAUGAGUCAAGUUUUGGAUUUGUGACUUCAACUGAAAACUCAACUACUGUCAGUUUAGGUCGUUUUUUCGUCAAUGAUACAACCUGGUUAACUUAUGUCUAUCAACCUUUGUUAAGUGAAAUGAUUUCAGGAGGACGAGGAUUUCUUAAUACCUCAGAAGUAGCUGCAUUUACAAUGGAAACCAAUGGAUGUUAUGACAUUGUUAUCAACAAUCUCGAUGCUGCAAUUAACCAUCCAUACCAUCUUCAUGGGGUUGAUGCCAAAACCGUAGCCACCGGAACUGGUGAACUCAAUGACACAGUCGCUGCUACCUUGACCUAUAAUACCACCAAUCCAUUGAGAAGAGACACUCAAGUCGUCCCAGGUGGAACGUACAGAGUUUUGAGAGUAGUUGCUGACAAUCCAGGUGUUUGGAUCUUACAUUGUCAUAUUGGAUGGCAUUUAGGUGCAGGAUUUGCAGGGGUGAUUGUCAUGAAUCCCACUUCAUUGAGUUCAAUAAAAUUACCAGCUGCAAAUCAAGCUCUAUGUGAUGGAGAAACUCCUGAAACUACUGACGAGAUUGAGCCCGGGAGAAGAAAACGAGGUUUACCUUGA
Messenger RNA from Melampsora larici-populina 98AG31, 1899 nucleotides. Its product is annotated as multi-copper oxidase laccase-like protein. Lineage: Eukaryota; Fungi; Basidiomycota; Pucciniomycetes; Pucciniales; Melampsoraceae. The transcript has 23 exons. The record is from RefSeq and is a predicted model, not a curated record. The coding region runs from base 1 to 1899 and encodes 632 amino acids. Gene Ontology annotation, molecular function: oxidoreductase activity; copper ion binding.